CUAACGGCGGCCGGUGCUUAUCAGGAAAUUGGAUACUAUCCAGCGACUUGAAGCUUAAAUCCCAAAAUCGCAACUCCCGUCGCCGGAAUCUACUUUCUUCUCCCUCCGUCUCGCUUGCGAAGAGUCGUCGGUUUCAACAACAAAUGGAGGAGCCACAAAACGGGAACGCGAACGACAACUCGGCGCCUCCUCCACCGGAGACCGAGGAGCCUGCCGUCGGCCCAGCACCGCCUCCUAAAGCUCGCACCAAGCGUCCUCUCCAGUUUGAGCAUGCUUACCUCGACGCUCUUCCCUCAGCAAAUAUGUAUGAGAAAAGUUAUAUGCAUCGAGAUGUGGUGACGCAUGUUGCUGUUUCAGCAGCAGAUUUUUUCAUCACUGGAAGUCUUGAUGGUCACUUGAAAUUCUGGAAGAAAAAAUCGAUUGGUAUUGAAUUUGCAAAACAUUUCAGAUCCCAUCUUGGUCCCAUAGAAGGCUUAGCGCUUUGCAGGUUAGCAUUGAUGGUUUGCUUUGUUGCACGAUAUCAAGUGAUCAAUCUGUCAAGAUCUAUGAUGUGGUGAAUUAUGACAUGAUGGUCAUGCUUAGCUUGCCAUAUCUUCCUGGGAGUGUUGAAUGGGUUUAUGAACAAGGAGAUGUGAAAGCCAAGCUUGCAAUAAGUGAUCGAAACUCCUCAUUUGUUCACAUAUAUGAUGCACGAGCCGGUACAAAUGAACCUAUUAUCUCGAGAGAGAUUCACAUGGGGCCAGUCAAAGUUAUGAAGUUCAACCCAGUUUACGAUUCUGUGAUAUCUGCUGAUAUGAAGGGAAUAAUUGAAUAUUGGAGUCCUUCUACACUUCAGUUUCCAGAGGAUGAGGUGAAUUUUAAAUUAAAAACUGAUACAAACUUAUUCGAAAUUGUGAAAUGCAAAACAAGUGUUUCAGCUAUUGAGGUCAGCCCAGAUGGUAAGCAAUUCUCAAUUACGUCACCUGAUCGCAGGAUACGAGUAUUUUGGUUCAGAACGGGUAAACUAAGACGAGUUUAUGAUGAAUCUCUAGAGGUUGCUCAAGACCUCCAAAGGAGUGAUGCUCCUUUGUACCGACUAGAAGCCAUUGAUUUUGGACGAAGGAUGGCUGUUGAGAAAGAAUUUGAGAAAACAGAAACUGCACCACAGCCAAAUGCUGUUUUUGAUGAAAGUUCCAAUUUUCUCAUAUAUGCAACGCUACUGGGAAUAAAAGUAGUAAAUCUGCACACGAAUAAAGUGGCCCGAAUCCUAGGAAAAGUGGAGAACAACGACAGGUUCUUGCGAAUUGCCUUGUAUCAAGGAGACCGAAGCAAUAAAAAAGUUCGAAAAAUUCCAACUGCAGCAGCUAAUGCAAAUGAGAGCAAAGAGCCAUUAACUGACCCUACUCUUUUAUGCUGUGCAUUCAAGAAGCACAGGAUUUAUUUAUUCAGCCGGAGAGAGCCAGAAGAGCCAGAGGAUGCAACUAAAGGUAGGGAUGUUUUCAAUGAGAAGCCUCCAGCAGAUGAACUCUUGGCUGUUUCAGAAUUAGGAAAGGCCGCAGCAUCAUCUCUCCCUGAGAAUGUGAUUAUGCACACUACAAUGGGUGACGUUCAUAUGAGACUCUACCCUGAAGAGUGUCCGAAAACUGUGGAGAACUUCACAACACACUGCCGGAAUGGUUAUUAUGAUAAUCUGAUAUUCCAUCGUGUCAUCAAAGGGUUCAUGAUACAGACUGGAGAUCCUUUGGGAGAUGGCACUGGCGGGCAGUCCAUUUGGGGAAGGGAGUUCGAGGAUGAAUUUCACAAAAGCUUACGGCACGAUAGGCCAUUCACAGUAUCUAUGGCCAAUGCCGGGCCAAACACCAAUGGUUCUCAGUUCUUCAUCACCACUGUAGCCACACCGUGGCUGGAUAGUAAACAUACUGUAUUCGGCAGAGUCAUCAAAGGAAUGGAUGUUGUCCAGGGAAUUGAGAAGGUGAAGACUGACAAGGGAGACAGGCCAUACCAAGAUGUGAAAAUUUUGAGUGUUACUAUCCCAAAGAAUUAACAGCACCCCGUAAUGGACACUGCCUCUUGAGAAGUGGUGUGCGAUUUUGCUGAGAAUCUUGUGUCUCAAAUUGUGGCGUUGAAGCUUUUCAUGUCCCUGUUCAAGCGAGAACCGCGACUGCUGUAUACACCUGUCUGUUGUGCAUCUUCAUGAAGCCGGGCUUAGACGCAUAGUCUUUGAGUGUUCAAAACCUUCUCUUCUUUGGUUUGAGAUGACCCUUUACUUGUCCACCAGUUUUGAGACCGGACCAGUAUUGUAGAAUUCCUCCAGAAAGCUGAAAACAUUCUUGAUGUAGCUUCCCAUUUUGUGAGGUACACAAAUCACUGUUUGUAGAAUUCCUCAUAGAAGAAACAACUACUGUGUUCGUGGUCAAUAUGUUGACGUACACAAAUCACCGUUUCAAAACUAAUUAAUCCAGCAGAGGAUAAAACAAUGAUCCUUGGGUUUGUUCAGCAUAGAUAGCAGUUUCAAGAUGAGGAUGGGUGAUAGAACUUGGAUUUUGAGCGUCACUGAUUAGGAUAAAGAUAAUUAAGAAGAGAAACGAAAGGGAGAAGAGAGAAGAAAGGAGUCGACAAAAAAAAGGGGACAAAGAGAAGAAUUUUG
This is a messenger RNA of Linum tenue, 2626 nucleotides long. The record is from the annotation of a GenBank genome assembly. NCBI's taxonomy places the organism in Eukaryota, Viridiplantae, Streptophyta, Magnoliopsida, Malpighiales, Linaceae.